Messenger RNA from Mytilus trossulus (common blue mussel), 974 nucleotides. RefSeq names its product fatty acid-binding protein 1, liver-like. The coding region runs from base 205 to 627 and encodes 140 amino acids. Gene Ontology annotation, molecular function: fatty acid binding. Gene Ontology annotation, cellular component: nucleus; cytosol. The record is from RefSeq and is a predicted model, not a curated record. The transcript is spliced from 4 exons. Lineage: Eukaryota; Metazoa; Mollusca; Bivalvia; Mytilida; Mytilidae. Gene Ontology annotation, biological process: fatty acid transport.
UAUUGGUCAGUGAUUCACUAACAAUACCUAUGUAAACGGACGAUUAUUGACAGUUUAGAGUAAAUAUUUGUAUUUCAGCUUCAAUUUAAUUUACAUAAAGGGUUCAUAAUUGCUAUUUGUAACAGGUUUUCGGAAAACGAAAGCGUUCAAGUUUCUGUCAAGCUUUUAGUUUGCGUUUUAUUUUUGCUACGUCGUUAUUAAAAAAUGGCACAAUUUAUCGGAAAAUGGAAAGGAGAUGGAAGCUCAUACACAAAUUAUGAUGCCUUUGCAAAAGCGUCAGGCAUUCCAGACGACUUAGUGGAAAAAUUCCGUACUGCCACCACUGAAAUGGAAUUCAAAAAAGAUGGUGAUUUCAUACUUUGCGACGUAAAAACUAGUGCUGGUCCAGAUAAAGUUUAUAAAUUUAAAUCUGGAGAAGAAGUAUCAACGACUGACCCUUGGGGAAAAGCAGCGAAGUUCACAAUUACCGUCGAGUCGGAUACAAAAAUGGUAGAGGUAAACAAAUCGGAAAUGAUGGACUGGAAAGAGAUGAAAAUGACACGAGAAAUCAAAGGAGGAAAUACAAUAAUAGAGACAGCAGAGUUACCUUGUGGCACUAAAAUGACAAUGGAGUUUUCAAAAGUUUAAUGGAAAGACUCAACAUCAGCGUGGAUGAAUAUACUUUAUAAACACUUCUUUAAAAUAGUUGAUCAAUUGAUUUUUGUUUUCUGCAUUUUUCUUCUGGUAAACCAAAAUUGUAGUUUGUUUAAUGCUUAAAUGCCUGCAAAACUGCUGAACUGGGCUGAAUAGAUGAUCGCAAUACAUAGCACUGCCAGACAAUAGUCAACAUAGUUGUAAUAAAUUAUAUAGAAGACCUCAAUUACUGAUAAAAAGUAAAACAAAGGAUACAGAACACCAAACAUGGUAUCAACGCAUACAGUGCAGUUAACUUACUGGCAUUUAUAUACAAUAGAAUAAACAUCAUCUAAGUUUUA